AUGGAUGCAAAACGGAUGACAGUAAGCGGAAAAGGAAAGGAAUAUACAUUCAUUAUCUUGAAUGAUGCAUUUACUCUUGAGGAAUUAGCUCAGGCUUUUCCCGGUGCCACGUCAUUAGCAUAUGAGGAUGCCCUUGAAAAAGUUAUAAUUCCUAAUAAGGAUGGAAUAUUUAGAACUCCAGAAGAUGGAUGGGACAAAAGAGAAAGAAAAUAUUUUGUAGUUGAAGGUAAGGAAGGAGAGCCUACACGAGAUGAAAGAAUAAAAGAUAUAAUGAAAAAAAUCAGAGAACAAAAAUCACAUCCACAACCACAAAAGAGAAAGAGUGAAUUGACAACCUCAAAUGAAAAGUACACAAGAACUAGGAGACCAAAAAUUCGAGUAGGAUGGCGCCACUUCAAAAAUGACAGCUUCAAACAAGUAUUCUUUAAAGAUGGAGGGGGUGUCCGUGAGGUUUUAUUGCCAUCACUUGAGCUUGAAGUAAAUGAUGUCAUUCAAAUAGCAAAAGAGGUAAUGUUUCCUAGAGGGGAGUGUAAGUAUGGUAGCAUUAGUCAGAUGCAAGUAUGGCUGGGGGACUAUGCUGGAGAAAAGUUAAGGAAUUUCGAAAUUCAGGGAGAUGACAAAAAGGGAGAAGAUAAACAAUGUCUCGGAAAGUACUUAAAAGCCCAAGGACUCCAUCUUUCAAGAUGCACAUUUUACUUGAUGACGAGAGAAAAGAAUUCCUCAUCAGCCAACAAUACUUUAACCCUCUUCUCCGCAGAAAGUUCAUCUUCAAAACAUUUUGGCAUCAUUGACAACCAGAAAAGGAGUAAAGAAGAUGAGCCUAGUGAGCAUCAGUUCGUACCAAUUAAUUUUGCUGGCAUUGUCUGUGAAAAACAAAUCAUAAAUAUUCAGUAUGUGCAAGAAAAUUUUUCCAAGUAUGACAGUGAAAAAAGUUUAAUAAAAUGUCAUUCAAUUUCACAGUGCCAAAAUAUUACAUCUUUUACUGAAUAUGUGGAUGAUGAUGACGACUACAAUCCUUGUUUGUAUGGAUUUUUUAUAAGCAGAAUCAGAAUAGGUCAGAAGUGUUUUUUAGAUUGCAUGUUUGAAAGACACAAUGGGAUAUUGGAAAAGGAUAUAAAAUUCCCAUCAUCUAACAAAACUGCAAAUUUUGAAGGCAUCAUUAUUCAUGAGCCAAUGGAGAUCUGGGGCUAUGAUGGAGAUAAAUUUGUGCUAGGAAUUGUAGCUGUCCCUGCGGAAAAUGCCAAAUAUGAGUGGUUUAAAGACAACAUCCCAGUUAAUAGAGGGGAAAGCUGUAUUUACAUUGUGAAGGAACCUGGAAUGUAUGCAUGCCAAGUGUCAUAUGCUGAUGUAAAGCAGAUGUCAAAACCUAUUCAAAUAAUUGAGGUCUCAGAAUGUGCAAGUAAGACCUAUGAAGACAAAGAUGUGGUAUCUGCAGAAGUUGUUCAAACAAGGAAUGUUUCAUUGACCAAGUCUACUGAUACAUGUGUUUCAGGGAACAUUACAGGAACAAAUAAGGCUGAGAAAGAUUCCUCUUUAAAUAGAAGACAAGAGGCACUUGGAAAAGAGAAAUCUUCAUGUUUUGCUGCUCCAGAAGUAAAAGUAGAUGACUUGAACAUAGACUAUUCAACUACAUUAGGGUCUGGAGCAUUUGGAACUGUGUACAAGGGAAAAUGGGCAGGAUCAGUUGUUGCCGUAAAAGCACUGACAGUUACGAAAAGGAAUCCCAACACAAUGCUUGAAAUGGUUGAAAAGGAGAUCCAUAUCAGUUCAAAGAUCUGUCAUCCAAACAUUGUUCUAUUCCUGGCUGUAGCUAGAGCACCAGCUACAAUUUAUCUUGUUCAUGAAUAUAUUGAUGGCUGUAAUAUGGAAGAUGCUAUUUUUGAUCAGGAAACAAAGCAGCUAAUGGACAUUAAACCUGAGCACAAAUUGUUUAUUCUUCGUCAGUGUGUACAGGGUGUGGCAUAUUUGCAUGCUCUGGUCCCUCCUGUUAUUCACCAAGAUAUAAAACCUAGCAACAUCAUGAUAAAAAAGAUCUGCCAUACAACCAAGCUUUGCGACCUAGGAGUUAGCCGGAUCAAAUCAGUUAGAGCUGCUAGUAUGUGUACUACUCAAAUGGGCACCGCCUUUGGAACACCUUCCUAUAUGGCUCCAGAGUGUUUACUUCAUAAUGAAAAAACUUGCAUUAGCUCAGACAUUUGGUCACUUGGUGUCACCUUAAUUGAAUUUGCUAUGGAGCAGGAUGCAUGGGAAGUUGAUGCAGAACUAGAUGCAGUUGAUGCUGUUAAAAGAAAAAUGGAAAGAAAAAAUCCCCCCAUACCAAAUGUUGAUGCAAUUCAGGUGUGCCAAACGUAGUGAUGGAUGUUUUGAAAAGAUGUAUUAGUUAUGAAAAAAUCUUGCGCCCAACAGCAGAGGAGAUGUUACAAUUGUUUUCAGGCUAAAUUUAACUUUGAAAUUUUAGAUGUUCAGGAAAAAAGGAA
This is a messenger RNA of Saccostrea echinata, 2477 nucleotides long. RefSeq lists its product as uncharacterized. Gene Ontology annotation, biological process: protein phosphorylation. The record is from RefSeq and is a predicted model, not a curated record. Bases 1 to 2352 code for a protein of 783 amino acids. Gene Ontology annotation, molecular function: protein kinase activity; ATP binding. NCBI's taxonomy places the organism in Eukaryota, Metazoa, Mollusca, Bivalvia, Ostreida, Ostreidae. The transcript has 5 exons.